Talaromyces stipitatus ATCC 10500 is the source of this 1218-nucleotide messenger RNA. RefSeq lists its product as uncharacterized. The coding region runs from base 1 to 1218 and encodes 405 amino acids. Gene Ontology annotation, cellular component: nucleus. Lineage: Eukaryota; Fungi; Ascomycota; Eurotiomycetes; Eurotiales; Trichocomaceae. Gene Ontology annotation, molecular function: DNA binding. The transcript is spliced from 2 exons. The record is from RefSeq and is a predicted model, not a curated record.
AUGCCACCAAUUCGCAAAAAAGACCCCCUAAAAUCCACUCAGGAUGAGGGGAAGAUCGAAUUAGCUAUUUCCGAUUUAAAAAAUGGAAGAAUUCGCAGUAUUCGUGAAGCUGCAAGAAUCUAUAUGGUUGCUCGUACAACUCUUCAAGAUCGAAUGAAAGGAGUGCCGUAUCGACAAAUAACACGCGCCAACAACCAUAAAUUGAGUCAAUCUGAGGAGGAUUCGCUUGUCAAAUGGGUGCUUGAUUUAACUAAACGUGGAUUACCGCCCCGGCACUUUCUCGUACGAGAUAUGGCUAAUUAUCUUCUCUCACAACAUGGAGAUCAACGGGUUGGAGAUAAAUGGGUAUAUAAUCUUGUUCAACGUCGCCCAGAGAUUGAAUCCAAAUUCUCACGAAAAUACAACUACGAACGUGCUAAAUGUGAAGAUCCAAAGAUUAUACAAGGCCAUUUUGACCGCGUACGAGAUAUAAUAUCUGAGUACGGCAUCUUACCAGAAGAUAUCUAUAAUUUUGAUGAGACGGGCUUUGCUAUGGGACUCUGCGCAACUGCAAAGGUUAUUACUGGAAGCGAUCGAUAUGCUCAGCCAAAGCUUCUACAGCCUGGAAAUCGAGAAUGGGUGACUGCAAUUGAGGCAACAAAUUCAACCGGAUGGGCUCUGCCUUCGUACAUGAUUUUCAAAGCAAAGAAAAACGUACGAUUAGGCUGGUUUGAUGAGCUUCCGGAUGAUUGGAGAAUCAAUAUUAGCGAUAAUGGCUGGACUACAGAUCAGAUAGGAUUAGAAUGGCUUAAAACCCAUUUUAUUCCUCUUACUAGUAGUCGUACAUUGGGAACAUAUAGUAUGUUGAUUCUUGAUGGCCAUGGAAGCCAUUUGACUGCAGAAUUUGACCGUACAUGUACGGAUCAUAAGAUUAUUCCAGUCUCGAAUGAUGCUUUACUCGUAUGGAAAGAAAACCGUGAUUUACGAGCUGCGCAUGAAAAAGAGAAGCAAAAGCGCAAAAGAUCUAAUAAACAGAUAUCUAUUGAGCAAGGGAUUACUAGAGAAGAAGCUCAAGUGCUCGUACAAGGUCAGGUUGAAGCAUCUCAAGCUGUUACUACUACUCCAGCUGAGCCGGAGCUCCCAACUUCUCAAGCAGUCGUACGCCGCCAAUUUCGCUGCAGUGACUGUAACGUUGAAGGGCACAGGAUUAACCGAUGUCCUAAUCGUACUAGUAAUUAA